Messenger RNA from Lachancea dasiensis, 1068 nucleotides. The record is from the annotation of a GenBank genome assembly. NCBI's taxonomy places the organism in Eukaryota, Fungi, Ascomycota, Saccharomycetes, Saccharomycetales, Saccharomycetaceae.
AUGUCGUUCUCUGAAGAACAGUUUACAUCAAAGCUCAAUGCUUUAGAUGAAACCCAGGAAUCGAUAGUAAACGCCUCCAAAUGGUUGCUCACGCAAUAUAAAGAAGUGGAUCAAAUCGCCCAUUGUUGGAAGCGAUUUGUGAUAAGACCGUCCAUCAACACGCGAAGGAAGUUCUUGGCUAUAUAUUUAGCAAACGAUGUGAUUCAGCAGGCUAAGCAUAAGCGAGUAGGAGAUUUCGGCACUGCCUUUGGCAAGAUAAUGCCGGAAGUGCUGAGCGAGGUAUAUCCAGAGCUGAACCAAGAAAUGCGUCGCAAAGUUAAACGAGUUGUUGAUAUUUGGAAGCAACGCCAAGUGUUUAGUGAGCCAGUGAUUGAAAUGGUGUAUUCUAAGCUAAGGGAACCUUCUAAGGGGGCCAGUCGCAUCGAGGAAGCGCCUUCUGCCAAAAUCGCCCCAGAGCUUCGCCAACUAGCUUCGAUUUUUGACCAACUAACCAAAUCGCAGGGGGGAAUAUCUUCAACCAAAACUAAAUUCGAUUCUUCAUUAGAAGCAUUGGAUCCAAAUAGCGCUGUAUACUCGGAAAAUUACAAAACGGUACAGAGAAUUGGCCAAGUGGCCAAAGAUGCACUGCAAAAGUCUAUGGUCAAUCGCCAACAGGCAAUCAAGGAGCUUCAAAAGCUGCUCGAUUUUCAAAACGAACAAGCUUCACAAGAUCAAUUUAUGGUAGGUGAAAUUGACGAGGUACUUGCUGCCAAAGACCCUCAAAAUUCCAAUCCAAAUGGCUCUCUAGAGGCAGCCAUGAUGCCAACUUAUGAAGAAACUGAUGAAAGCGACAGUGAUGCUGAAAAGAGUGACAUUGAAGAACAAGGCAAAAAGCGGUUACCAUCUACAGCAGGUAUUGAAAACGAUAAUUUUAAGCGACAAAAAUCCAUAAUAAGCGACGCUGGUGCAGAAAAUCUUGAGACUAUAGAGGCUGAGCUAUAUGAGCCAACCCCCGCAGAGGUUGCUGCAAAUUCUCCUGUGACAGUUACGUCCAGCAUUCAAGAUCUAUUGAGUAAAUUAGCAAAUUAA